CAUAGCUGCCAAGUUAGCAUGGUACCUACUAAGUCGCUCCGUUGAGGACGCAAAUACGCAACAGGCCGAAUCAGUAGGCAAGUUGACUGUCGCGUUUCCCUCCAGCUUCGCUACGUGAGUAUCUGCAAUAUGAACGCGCUUCAGACGCGCUCGAUUGGUGCUGCUACUGCGGCGCAGCAGCUAGGCCAACGCACGCAAGGGCUAAUCGGGACGACGCGCCGGUCGACGCCCUCAAGGAUUGCGACAAAGACCAUGGCUGUCGCUCAGCCGAUUGCUCCAAAGGGUUCCUCUAAUGGAGGAGGACCGGACCGCCUAAUGACUGUCCAUACCAGCCUAGAGGAAAUCAACCGGGCAAUCGCUGCAUGCAUCAAGCAGGCUGCGAAGAUGAGCUCUAUCGAGAAGAUUAACAAGGGCAUUGGCAAGGAGAUCUCCAAGGCCGCCCAAAAGCGAGCCCGCAGCAGCCGCAAGUAGGGUAUGCACGAGCGGAAGGAGCGGACAGCGGAGGAGGACCAUGAUAAGGAGAGGUCAUUUACCCGUUUGGGAAGGCCUUGCUUAGUAAUGCAGUCUGGUUGCAUUAGUAAAUAGUGUACAGUAAAGCGGGUCCUGCUGCCAUCGCAUACACCACAUAGCAAUGACACGUGGAGAUGACACUUGUGGUGAAGAACAAGCUAGCCUUAUUGGAGCUUCACGCGGCUCCUGGGCUUCCGCGGAUGUACACUACCUGUAGGCAGGUACCAGUGGACAUGGGUAGAGGUUCCCCUCGCCGCUAAGUUCCUUUGUUUGCUGCUGCUUAUGUUACAACGACGUAAGAUGGUUCACUGACUGUUUCUUUAAGUAGGGUGAUUGAGGGAGAUGUACAUCAAGGGCGUACUUGUACAGUACCGGUACUGUAGUGUACGGUGAAGAUCGCAAUGUCUGCAGGAUGAUUCAAGCAGGACGACUGCGAGUGUCUCGCGUUGCUAGUGCACUUACUAUGAAUUGCAUCUUCCUAAUAACUGUACCAUUACAAUGCCUGACGUGGAACAGCUCUGGCGACAUUCCCGCCAAAAGAACAGAACCGCAAGGAAACAAAUAUCCUUGACUCAAUCAGAGCUCUGUAACACCUCUGAUUUUCUUGUAUAACACACCGAUACAUGGUUCUGAUGUCCAGCCUCCAAAAAUGACCGGAUGGACGAACAGCAACUAUCCAAAACAGAACAAAUCUGCCAAGCCCGCAGAAAAACCUCUUGCAGCAACUCAGCAAUACAAAAU
Astrephomene gubernaculifera is the source of this 1251-nucleotide messenger RNA. NCBI's taxonomy places the organism in Eukaryota, Viridiplantae, Chlorophyta, Chlorophyceae, Chlamydomonadales, Astrephomenaceae. The record is from the annotation of a GenBank genome assembly.